AUGGGAACUCGUCGUGUAUCAUCGCCAUGCGGUGAUUUCACUCUUUUCUUCACCAUGCAAAGUCCUUUUUCGAAUUUCCAUCCAUGCGUUUUCGAGCAGACGGCUAUGGAUGGAUCCAGAAAACAGUUUUCGUGUGUCGAACAAUUCUAUAUGUACAGUAAGGCACUAUCGGCUAAUGAUAACAGAGCUGCGGAGCGCAUAAUGUCCGAACGCGAUCCAAAACAAAUGAAACGAAUCGGAAUGGAGAUCAUGGGAUUCAAUCGUGAUCGGUGGGAUUCCAUUAGUUCGGAUGUUAUGACGACCGCGCUUGAAGCGAAAUUCGUACAAAAUGCCCAGCUGCGUCAUUUGCUCUUUCUAACCCAUGGUUCGCGGCUCGUUGAAUGCUCGCCGUAUGACCUAAUUUGGGGCAUAGGGAUCUGCGUCCGUAUAGUCAGCUCAGGUCUUCCGAUCAAUAGCCCCGAUGCUGUAAACCCUUCACGAUGGCGUGGAAAGAAUCGCCUAGGAUCUCUCAUGGAUGCCGUACGUGAGAAGCUCUGGGCAAUGGAUGAAUACAGAGAUCAGCGUAAAGAAGUGGAAAAUCAAAUGAGUUUAUAUUCGGGUUAUGCGGAUCUGUACUUCUCGUCGAAAAUUCCAAGAUCUCGGAUUAACUAUGAAGGAACUAACUAUGCAGAUGGUGAAUCGUACGGUUAUCAUGGAAAGAAUCGCCAACGUAACGGCGGAGAUGCUUCUCGUGCAAGGCGGAGCGCUCAGGCUGAGGAGGAUUUGAUUGAAGCUGUUUGUAUGGAAAAGUGGAGGCGGAGUGGUCACGAAAACACAAAAGUGAGAAUCGAGAACUGCGAAGACCAACUGCCCGAAAAGUCCAGCUUACCAUCAACUCAGAAAGAAAAUCGUAAAUCUUCUCCUGAUUCGAUGUCAGCUCAUCAUGAAAAUGUGACAGAAAGUGAUGAUAUCAACAAAAAUAAUGCGAACACAGUUAGUACAAUGGAGAGGGACGUUAAAAAAUCCGAAGUUCUUCUAAAUGUAAUCGACCCUUCUAUACAAGAAAUUCUGCUGCCAGAGGAAACGCAACGAGCCAAAAAAAUGAAAACAUCUAAAACGGCGAUCGAAACUGAACAGAGCGGCUAUGUUCAGUCUGUUAAGGAUGAAGUGGCGACGAAGUUGAGUGCGUCUUGUCUGGAUGACUGCACACGUACCGAACCCUCUACGGAUAAUGGGGGUUUAGAAUUUAAAAUAAGAAAGAAAUUAACAGCACGGCGGAUAACUAAUAGUCAAAAUGAGAACCUAGAAUAUCACAAGAAGGAACGAAAAAAGCGUGAUAAAAGCCGUAGCAGAAGUCGCUCGAGGUCAAGGAAGGGGAAGUCUCGAUCUCGUUCAGCAUCAAAGAAGAUUAGAAGAAAUAGUGAAGCUGGGCAUAAAGACGAGCACUAUAGUCAUAGCCGUAAAGUGCGAAAGAGUGAAAAAAGAAGACGAUCGAGAAGCAAGGACAGAUCUAAGGAUGGACGUCGUGAAUCAAAAGAAGGUAAACGUCAGCGUGAAGAGAAGUUGAUGGAUAAAAAACUCUAUGUGAAAGAAGAAACAAAGUCAAGUGUUAAUUUGAAGGAGACAAAGAACGACAUUUCGCAUCCUGAUGAGAAUGUGGAAAACACUGAAUCUGCAGCAGAGGACAUCAGCGGACCAUCAGCAAUUAGUACUUCGAGAGCUGACAAGAUGAACAGCCUCCUCAAUAGAAUGAAGAAGAGACUUUCGUCAUUGUCCAAGCAAGCUAGGGAAUUAUUAUAUUAUGAUGAUAGUGCCGUGCACAAGUAUGGCCUCAUCUUGGUACAAUUUGCUACUGGUUCUAGUUGUGUCGUUGCUGUCAGCACCAUCUGUUUUGCGAUUCUUUCAACAUGGAACAAAGUGAUUGACUAA
Molecule: messenger RNA, 1908 nt
Organism: Angiostrongylus costaricensis
Lineage: Eukaryota; Metazoa; Nematoda; Chromadorea; Rhabditida; Metastrongylidae
Source: the annotation of a GenBank genome assembly